AAAGUAAAAGAAAAAGAGCAAUAAUUGCAAGUAAAAGGUAGAAAAACAUCGGAAGACUCGCCGAAACAAAGAAGAGGAAAAAAAGAGGGUAAAGAGAGACGGAAAGAGGGGAGGAGGAGAUGGGAGAAGAGGAGGAUCCACAGAAAUUGAAGAGAAUAGCGGCGGCGGCAUACGACUACGACAACGACCCUAGAUGGGCGGACUAUUGGUCCAACGUCCUCAUCCCGCCCCACAUGGCCUCCCGCCCCGACGUCGUUGAACACUUCAAGCGCAAGUUCUACCAGCGCUACAUCGACCCUGAUCUUGUUGUUGAGCCGAUGUCUACUAGCAGUUCCUCUCAGGCAGCAAGACCAUCAGCACAGCAAGCAUCAUCAUCAUCUUCGUCAACUUCACAUGACCAGUCACGACCCCGUAAUGCAGGGUCAACUGGAAGAACAUCUGGUGCAUCUACAACACAAACUCCUAGUGCAACAUCUCUGCGAUGGGAUCGGCAAACUAUACAGUUCUCAGUCAAUGCUUGGGUCUUGGUUGUGGCAGUUCUUGCUAUUUUUCCACUUGUGCCAAGGGAUCUAUCCAUGAGGGCAUUUCGGUUAGCCUUCGUAGGGACUGCUUGCUCGUCCCUAUAUUCAUUGUACUCAUUAUAUGGGAAACCCAGAGCAUGGAAUAUGCAAGCGGUGCAAGUGUGGUUUCAGUCAGUAUUUGUCGGCAAGGAUUUUAUUUACUUCAUUUACUGCUUGACAUUCGUCACCUCAAAUCUUUACCUCAAGUUUGCUUUGAUUCCAGUAUUAAGCCGAGCGCUUGAGCAUGUUGCCAAGUUCCUGAGGCGAAAUUUUAGCCGAUCAACCUUGUAUAGGAAAUACUUGGAAGAUGCUUGUGUUUGGGUUGAGUCAAACACAACAACCCUUAAUAUCCUGUCCUCACAAGCUGAAAUUGGCAAUGGCUUCCUUCUUAUUGUUUCACUUAUCUCGUGGCAGCGCAAUAUAAUACAAGCAUUCAUGUACUGGCAGCUUCUAAAGCUCAUGUAUCAUGCUCCUGCAACUGGCAAUUACCACCGAAGUGCUUGGGCUAAGAUUGGGAGGACUGUAAAUCCACUCAUCCAUCGCUAUGCACCAUUCUUGAAUACCCCUAUUUCUGCUAUCCAGAGAUGGUGGUUCAGGUAGAAGCAUCGAGACCAGAAGCGGAAAAUGCAAGACAAUAAUGGGGCUACUCUCAAUGUUUUGUCAGGGAAGAAAGAUGCAGCUUUAGAUAUCUCAUUGAGCUUCCACGUUCCAUUAAAAAGUUUACCCAUAACCAGAUAUGCUACUUUUCGUAUAUCCAGAGGAAUGUAAACUCCCAUUAUAAGCAGAAUUUUGUCUAAUUUUUCCAUCUUACUAUGUAUUCUCAUCUUUGACCUCCUUUAAUCAUUUCUAUGAAAGUGACGUGAGGUUUAUGAAUAGAUUGUUUGGUUGCC
Coffea arabica (coffee) is the source of this 1450-nucleotide messenger RNA. RefSeq lists its product as uncharacterized. Gene Ontology annotation, biological process: membrane organization; endoplasmic reticulum tubular network organization. Gene Ontology annotation, cellular component: endoplasmic reticulum; membrane. The record is from RefSeq and is a predicted model, not a curated record. NCBI's taxonomy places the organism in Eukaryota, Viridiplantae, Streptophyta, Magnoliopsida, Gentianales, Rubiaceae.